Messenger RNA from Trichomycterus rosablanca, 969 nucleotides. RefSeq names its product exosome component 8 (gene exosc8). The coding region runs from base 33 to 869 and encodes 278 amino acids. The transcript is spliced from 11 exons. Gene Ontology annotation, biological process: exonucleolytic trimming to generate mature 3'-end of 5.8S rRNA from tricistronic rRNA transcript (SSU-rRNA, 5.8S rRNA, LSU-rRNA); nuclear mRNA surveillance; nuclear polyadenylation-dependent mRNA catabolic process. The record is from RefSeq and is a predicted model, not a curated record. Lineage: Eukaryota; Metazoa; Chordata; Actinopteri; Siluriformes; Trichomycteridae. Gene Ontology annotation, cellular component: nuclear exosome (RNase complex); cytoplasmic exosome (RNase complex). Gene Ontology annotation, molecular function: mRNA 3'-UTR AU-rich region binding.
GGGAGUUCAAGCUUCUCACGUGGGUUCUGUUCAUGAUGGCGGCCGGAUUCAAGACUGCAGAGCCACUGGAGUACCACAGAAGCUUUCUGAAAGAAAACUGCCGCCCUGAUGGACGGGAGCUGGGAGAGUUCAGAUCCACGACAUUAAACAUCGGUUCUAUAAACACAGCAGAUGGAUCAGCGUUGGUGAAACUAGGAAACACGACAGUAAUCUGUGGCAUUAAAGCGGAACUAACGACUCCCUCUGCUGAUGCUUCUGAUAAAGGAUUUAUCGUUCCUAAUGUAGAUCUGCCCCCACUGUGCUCCUCCAGAUUCCGGCCUGGUCCUCCCGGAGAACAGGCGCAAGUGGCCAGCCAGUUUAUUGCUGAUGUCAUUGACGACUCGAACAUCAUAAAGAAAGAAGACUUGUGCAUCGAGAAGUCAAAGUUGUGUUGGGUCCUGUACUGUGACAUUAUGUGUCUGGAUUAUGAUGGUAAUCUACUGGAUGCGUGUCUCAUAGCCCUACUGGCAGCAUUAAAGAACACACGACUUCCUAAGGUCACGAUUAAUAAAGAGACAGAUUUAGCCGAGGUCGAUAUGCAGCACAAGAAGCAUCUGCAGAUCAACAAGCACCCCGUCGCCUCCUCGUUUGCCGUGUUUGAUGAUACGGUGAUUAUAGUCGACCCCACUGCAGAGGAGGAGAGUCUGGCUACAGCGACCCUGACUGCAGUCACAGACGAGGACGAGCGUCUGUGCACUUUCCACAAACCAGGUGGCAGCUCCUUAUCGGCAGAGAAACUCCAGGACUGCAUCAGCCGAGCCGUGGCACGGAACAGAGAGAUCACCAAACUGAUUCACAAAGUCAGCGAGAGCGCAAAGUCGUCGAAAUGAUCGCAAACAGCCACGUGUCUUAUCUAAAAGUUGUAUUUUCUUCCACUGUCAAUAUAUAUUUUCUUUUUUUUAUAACAAUAAAACUGCAGCAAAGACAAAA